GUCUCAGCCAAUUUCUUCUGAAUUCAGGCCACUGCUUGACCAAAGUGUCGGAUAUGGGGUUGUAGUUGGUAUGCCAUCUUAGAUAUCGACCCAUCGGACUCCUGAAAAAAUAUCUCUGCAGGAGUGGGAUUCUUCUUCGCAUUUGUCAUGCUGGUUUUGACCAGCUUGCAAUCAAAAUUCUCAAGAUUUGCACCUAGUUCUUCUGAAGAAUUCACAAGUGCUUCCAGAAGCGUCAAGCCUGGACUAGUGUGCUGUGGCAUUGUUAGCGCGUGGACAUGGAGUGCAACUCUACUGCAGUCCAGUACUGUCGCCUAUACUCUUGGUGUUAGUGGUCCCUGGUGGUACGGUGCUGGUGGGUCUAUACAAGUGGCCAUGUUUGGCAUGGUUGCAGCGAAGGUAAAAAUGAACGCCAACGGAGCUCAUACGUUCCUUGAAAUUGUCAAGGCCCGUUUCGGCACGGCAACGCAUCUGCUUUUUACUGUCUAUGCUUUUAUAUGCAUCUUGGUUGUAUGUGGAUCAUUGCUCUUGGGAGGUGCUGCGACUGUGAACGCACUGACCGGGAUGAAUACAAUUGCAGCGUGCUUCCUUCUCCCUAUAGGUAUCGCGGUUUAUGUUGUCUUCGGUGGUUUACGCGCAACAUUUAUCUGCGAUUGGACUCAUACCAUCAUUCUCUUCAUCAUUAUAUACAUCUUUUUGUUUCGCGCCUUUGGGACGUCUCCAGAAAUAGGCAGUGUACCUCGAAUGUACGAAUUGCUCGUACAGGCUGCUGUGGAUACGCCAGUUUCAGGGAACGAGAAUGGAAGUUAUUUGACCUUGAAGUCAAACCAAGGGCUUGUAUUUGGUGCGGCGUCGCUGUUAUCCGGUUUUGCUGGGGUUUUCUGUGAUCAGGCUAGCCAUCCCAGUGGGACAACUAAGGCCUACAUGUUGGGCGGAAUAUCCUGGUUUGCCGUUCCCUGGGCAUUUGGCUCCUGUCUUGGCCUGAGCGCUCGUGCACUACAAACGAACCCCCUUUUCCCUACUUAUCCUGCUCCCCUCUCGGCUGAACAAACCAGUGCAGGGCUUGCUGCUGCUGCCGCGGCUUCCGUUCUCAUGGGCAAGGGCGGUGCCAUAGCAUUAUUGCUCGUCGUAUUCAUGGCUGUCACAUCGGCGGCUAGUUCAGAACUGAUAGCUGUGUCGAGCAUAGUUAUAUACCGAACUUAUUGGCGUCCACAAGCUACUGGUGCAGAAAUUGUGCGAGUUUCUCACUAUUUCAUCUGUAUAUGGGCAAUAUGGAUGGGCUGCUGGGGUACUAUCGUAAGUUGUCUUAAUAAAGCCAACAUCGAUCUUGGUUGGGUAAGAUAUACAGUUAUAUUCGCCGUGAUGACUGCUAACUGUUCCUUAGGAGUCGUUCUGAGCUCCGCGGUCAUUCCGAUCGUGCUUACUGUGCUGUGGUCUAAACUUACACGUGCUGGUGUUCUCUGUGGCUCUGUAAUUGGCGCUUGUCUCGGUAUGCUGGCCUGGAUGAUUGGGUGUUGGAAGAUAUAUGGUACAAUAAACAUCACCAACUUAGCAGAGCCUUAUUCUGCUGUUUGUAGCGGUUUGACUGGGGUGCUAACCUCAGGGCUCAUCACAGUAUUCGUAUCAUUGAUGAGGCCCAGCAAAUAUGAUUUUGCUGGAACGAGAGCAAUUGCGUUGCUUGAUGCACCGAGCGGUGGCAUCGUGUCGGAUUUAGAGAAGCUUGGACCAGACCUGGAUACCAAGAGUAGAGUCUGUAUCUCAGCGGAAGCCGUCGUUGAAAAUAGUCCAAGCAGAGAUGUGUUACAACAAAUAUUCCAGCGGGCCGCAUGGUACUCGUUCGCGAUGUCUGCUAUAGUUAUUAUCGUCGUUCCUAUUCCGAUGUUCUUUUCUCGCUAUAUCUUCAGUGAACGUUUUUUCGCGUUCUGGGUGGCUUGUUCGAUCGUGUGGGUCUUUCUCAGUGGCUCUUUCUGCAUCAUUUUACCUCUCUGGGAAUCGAGGGUGGAAAUGACUGCAAUAAUGAGUGAAGGUUUUAUGUCUUUGAAGAACCUGGUCUAUUCGCGAUCAAACAAAUGAUGACAGUAACGCAUCUGUUGAUCAAGGUCAUGAGCGUCAGGGUUCCAUUAAGAGAUGACGAAGAAAUGGAAAUGUAUGUUUGGCUAGGGGCAGUGGCGAUUUGCUAAAUAGAAAAGUCGAGAUGUACGUCUCCCCAGGGCCUGUAAAUAUAAUCCUACACACAUGAUCUUGUUGACUGAAAGGUAUGACCACGAUCAAUAGAUCUAUGUUUCCAAAGUAGUCGAGAGUAGUCGAUAACAGUUUGAUAGCUGUGCCUUGACCUGCACGUGUACAGCCUCCAUAACCCCAGCCAAUGUGAUCAGAUGUGAUUAUGACCGUGUUCCCCGAAAUUGGAAUAAGUGCAUCUAUUUUAUGGUAACAUCAUGAUGUUUGGUUCGUACUACGCCGUAAAUACUCUGAUAGUGUAUCGCCCGGUGGUACUGCUAUUGGGAAGCAUCAUCAGAGACAACAGCCUUACGAACAGAUUUUGGCAUGGUGAGUACUUGGAUUCCUUUUUCUCUCUCCAACA
Serpula lacrymans var. lacrymans S7.9 is the source of this 2578-nucleotide messenger RNA. RefSeq names its product putative urea transporter. Gene Ontology annotation, cellular component: plasma membrane. Gene Ontology annotation, molecular function: urea transmembrane transporter activity. Lineage: Eukaryota; Fungi; Basidiomycota; Agaricomycetes; Boletales; Serpulaceae. Gene Ontology annotation, biological process: urea transmembrane transport. The coding region runs from base 148 to 2070 and encodes 640 amino acids. The transcript has 22 exons. The record is from RefSeq and is a predicted model, not a curated record.